Messenger RNA from Colletotrichum acutatum, 1632 nucleotides. RefSeq names its product Alpha/Beta hydrolase protein. The transcript has 4 exons. The record is from RefSeq and is a predicted model, not a curated record. Lineage: Eukaryota; Fungi; Ascomycota; Sordariomycetes; Glomerellales; Glomerellaceae. The coding region runs from base 1 to 1632 and encodes 543 amino acids.
AUGUACUCUGGAGUUGGCUUUUCGACGGCAUUGUCGAUCAUCCUUCUGCUCGCCCAUCAUGUUUCUGCAGGACCAACGGUGAAGGUGUUGAAUGGCACCUACGAGGGGUUGUCUCUCCUCAGCUACCAACAAGAUCUUUUCCUAGGCGUGCCAUAUGCCCAGCCUCCCACUGGCAACCUCCGCUUCAAGGCACCACAAAGCAUCAACUCAACGUGGACUCGCACUCGCCCUGUGACGAAUUAUGGAGACAUAUGCAUGCAAUAUACUGUGAGCACAGGCCUGUCAACUUCUCUACUUGACCACCCAAUGUCUGAAGACUGUCUCUCACUCAACGUCAUCCGCCCGAGCAGCCUCAAUAGCACCGGACUCCUUCCUGUCGCCGUUUGGAUUCAUGGUUCAUCUAGAGACAACAACCUCACAAACUUUGUGCGCCAAGCAUCUGCAGCACAGAAACCUCUGAUAGCUGUCUCCAUUAACUACCGGCUUUCGGCGUUUGGGUUCAUCUGGGGGUCUGACGGGGUGAAAGUCAACGGCAGUGCCAACAACGGUCUGCGGGACCAGCGUCUGGCCCUCCACUGGAUACAAGAAAAUGUUGCUUUCUUCGGCGGCGAUCCGCGUCGUGUGGCAAUCUUUGGCCAGAGCGCUGGAGGCUUGUCAAUCGGCAAACAACUCAUUGCCUACGGAGACAGAGAUGACGGUCUAUUCCAUGGUGCGAUCAUGCAGAGUGGCGGAAUGGCCGAAAAGUGGCCUUAUAAUACAACGUCUUGUUCUGAGACAGCCAGUCCGUUUGAGUGCCUUCGUAACCUGCCUGUGGAAACCAUUUCCGCCGUCCUGAACGUGAGCACCACACCGGUAUUCCCAGGCACGGGUCUCGGUCCCUGGCUCACUCAGGUCGAUGGCGACUUCCUUCAAGAUGGACCCACGGAGUCACUCGAGAAGGGCCACUUCGUCCGUUUGCCAAUCAUGUACUCCACCACCACUGGCGAGGCAACCGUCUUCAUGUUUGGCGGGAAGUUGGAUACGGACGACGACUUUAGGGCUCUGGUCGCAGCAGGGGGUCCAGAUAACUUCACCGUCUCCGCCAUUGAGCGACUUUACCCCAACACCAACGGCACAGGGCUUCCAGCCGGAUACAGCCCGACCGCUGAAGAUAACCAGCUUUAUGGAUCUCAGUGGAAGCGCGGGGUCGAGUUCCAUACCGAUAUUGUCGAGACUACUUCCCGACGUAUGACGUUGAAGGCUUGGGCCGCUGCUGGUGUGAAAGCAUACUCAGCUCGUGUGAACCUGCUGCCUCCUAGCACCACUCCUCGCCUGGGGUCUCACCAUUCAAUAGACGUCUCCUUCAUAUUCGACGCCCUUGAAGAAGACACGAUGAGCGAGCCACAGUUUGCCACGGCUUCGAAGCUCAUGGGUAGGGCAUGGGCGUCUUUCGUGUCGAAUCUCAACCCGAAUAAUCAUGGAGGUAUUCUAGGCUUCUUCCUUAGAUGCAAACCCUGGUACUCUGCUGACUCGAAUCAGUUCCCGGGACUCCCAUAUGGCCGGCAUGGACUGCUGAGAAGUCGAACAGAACCAGCUCUAAUGUCGUUUUCAAUGCCAACAGCGAUCCGUCGUCCAAGUCUUUCGUUGAAGUAG